UAAGGGAAAAUUAAUAUUGCUGUUUGCUCCUGCUGUUUUUGAUACACUUUGUGUAGUUCUUUGCACAUCGACUUAACAGAUUACCGGUACUUCGUGUAUUAAUCUGUUCAGUAUUUGCACAUCGACUUUAGCUUCCCGGCAGAAUGGCAACGUUAAUUUUUUUAUCGAUAGCCUUUGAUCUCCACGCCACAAUAGCAAGCUUCCGUGUAUCUGUUGACGCACACGUUGGACGGCAUUCAAAACUUGAGCGGCAGUUCAAGUUGUCAACAGCAAUUUUAGACUCACUUUGUUAUCAGCCUCCUGGAUAUUUCGAGUUGCAAACCUUCGUGUUGCUGUAAAAAAGUUAUUCAUUGACCAUCAAGUGACAGGGAAGCCUAAGAUAUUACUUUUUAAGUAAUUUUCCCGCCAUACGCAGACUUGCUCCUUGUAAAAUUAUUGCGUUCAGCUGGGAUUGAGUGUGCCGCUUGGCAAACUCGUUCCCACCACAUCGAGUAGUAUGCUUUACUGCGAUAAUCACUGUUCUGUUCUCUCGUUGAAAUCAAGGUUGAAUGCGGAUCUAGUCUUGGAAUUAGACGCUCCUAAUAUGUAACGGGCCGUGUUUCGUUGCAUGUUUCAUCAUGGUUUCAUAAGGGAACAUUUCUCGACAUUAUGUACGUAUGAUUCUGUACUUCAGCCCAUCCUGUCGUAGUAUUGGGGCUGAGUUCGUGGGCCAUACGCAUACAUAGCCUGUGGAAUUGUACAUAAAUCUAUUGUAAGAUCUUCGGGCAGGGUCAUAUCCCGAGUUUUGCAGAGCAAACCUUUUUAUCGGUGGUAAAAUUUACGAUCAUGGUUGUUUUAGUUUUAUGGUCAGGGGUGGAACACAUACCGUAUGGAGCUCUAAAAGGGAAGUCAGCUUUUCUGCGUGGCCAGCUGUUGUUUUGUCACAACAGAACUGCUGCUUUGGCUGGGCCGUUAUGUUGGGGGAAAUACAGAUUUCAAACAGUCGUAGUUUGACUUUUACAGAUGUAUUCACAACAUGGAGAUACUGGUAACUACAGUUCUUCUUUAUCCGGAGAAUACAAACUUUCAAGAAAUUAAUUGAAGGUGUAAUUUUUUCAAAGUAUCGUAUAAUAAUUCUGUGAAUAUUAAUUGCUGAAUGUAAAAAUAAAAACAAAACCAAGAAACUAAAUCAAAGUGAGGGAAGGUUUUGUAAUGUAGCACUUUCUCCUGCGUUACAAGGAAAUGCACCGACAAUUCUGUUCACAUGCACGCACUCACGAGAUACGAGGAUCAACAUGCUGCUUUAUUUUUAGAAAAUGACACUUGCAUGUAGCCCCUGUUGCAAAUCCCACGUAUAGGUUUUUCUGUUGUCAUUGGGAGGUGACCCGUCGCACUAUUAGAGCAGGGAAACUUUGCAAAUGGAAUAAACAGUUCUCUUGAUUUCUGAAAUCAGCUUCAGGUGCGUGACAGCGGGGCCUAAUUAGUGCGGUGUGCCGGAUGCUAUAGGAAUAGAUCAUAAUUGUGAGCAGGCUCGCAGUGCAGCUUCCUUGUUUCUUCCUCCAUGGCAAUUCACAUACAGUAUGUAAUUCACUGAAUGCGCUGCGGUUUGUGAAGGUUAGGCUUUGGUCAACUCGUCAUUCGUAUGGAGUAUUAGCGAAUCAUGUGCCCCUGGAAAAGUUCUAAUCCCUACAUGGUUGAACUUUGAAGGAAGGCAUGUAGAACUGUCGGCGUGACCUUGCUGUCAUGAGUCACGGAAUCACCAACUUCGUUACUGCAUUGUAUUCGUGGGUUGGUGCAUCACACAGCGUUGCAACGCGCUUGUACAUGUACUGUACAUGUACAUGUACUGUACAUGUACAGUACGUUCAAUUAGAAUACACAGUACACACGUGGGACAAGCGCUUGCCCGGUCACAUUACUGUUGCUCGCAUCCAUCGGACCGUGGUUAGUUUUUUGUUGCCGGUUUUAUGUUUAUCAUUUUAAGCAACAACCAGAUUUUGAGGUUGACAGCCAUUUCUUCUGUGUUAGUGUUUGUUGUUGACAAAUGGCGUUUUUGUGCUGAAGGGUUGGAAAGCUACUGUGACACUUCGUGUGCGCGGUUGAAUAUGCUUUGACCUCCGAAGGAGUUGCUGUUCGUCGAAGCACUGUACAAAGAGGAGGGAAAUGCCCUCUUAUGUGCGUUUUGUGGUGAACAGGUCCAACGCACAACUUGAACCACGACUUUAAACCGCCUUAUCAGGCUGGGGUUUGGAUAUUUCGCUCUGUUUGUUUUAUAAGUCCAACCGCCGCUUGCUGUCAGCACGAUUGCUGUGUGCAUGUACAGGUCCGCUCGCUGUUUAAUGAUCCGUCGCAAGUACACAGAAGAAAGUCGGCAUGUGAAGGACAAUUGCUGUGUGCCAACGGCCUGGGCAAGACAGGUUCGCUGUAUGGAAAUUAAGUUGGUCACACCAGCACGGAAGAAGAGAUCCCUGGAAUGCUGCAGUGGUAGGUAGGCAGACUGCAUCACUGAUGCCGCGGAGGCUGGACCUGUUCUAAAUACCCAGGCCAUGAAUAGGCCGAUCGCGUUUAUGCGCCUUCAAGCUUUCCCACGAUUGUAUUGGUGAUGUUUGCAUAACAAUAUGACUUCUGUGCGAAACAUGGGUUGAAUACGGCAAGUUGAAAUGGCUUUGUGAGACGGGAGAUCUGGCUUAAGUCCACGAUUCCCGCUUCAAUACACAGGCAUCAAAUCGAUAGAAAUUGAAGGAAGGCUGAGUGAUGAUUGACGACAAAACAGCAGAGUGACAUGAACGAAUUGCCCUACCUCUAGCUUCACGAUAACGACGUCUUGGUCACGAUGAACGCCCAAGAUGCCGGUUCGGCCAUCGGCGAUUUUGUCCGUGAAGCCGCGAGCGCGUACCAGCUGUCGUCCGCCGCCUUGUCUACAAGGACCCUGCGGCGAUACCUGGCCUGGUUCAUCUUCGGCAUAGCUGCCACCGUGGUGUUCUGCUUGGGAAUACUGCAAGGGGCCAGCUCGGGGUGGAACUUGCAGCACGCGGAGGUGGUGGGCAGACACGGCCCCUUGCGAGGCGGACCGUGGCACGCGGCCGGAACCCAUCACCAGAGGAGAGAGACCAGGACGAAGCUAGAGCCUCAAUCGGUACAUAUCAGGAACAAAAGUAUGUCAAACCUACCCAUCUUGGAUGCGCUCAGCUUUCAGAGAUUGGAAAGCGUUGUGAAGAACUGGGGAAGGACUGAACCAAAUCUGACAAGCGUGCAGAUCACUAGAUCCAUCCGCAACCAUACGAUCCACUCCAUCUGCCAGGCGGAGCAGCUGAACGACAUCUCGAUGCUGGACGCCGCGGCUCGCGAGGCUCUGACCCACCAGAUCAUCGUGGACGACGAGCGUAGGUUCCUCUACUGCUACGUACCCAAGGUGGCCUGCUCUAACUGGAAGCGGGUCAUCAAGUUCAUGCAAGGCACCCUGGGGGACAUCGGUGCCAAGAUCAAGAUGGACCACAAGAACGGCCUGGUCUUCCUGGACAGCUUCUCAAAGAAGGAGAUCCAGUACCGUCUCCGGAACUACUUCAAAUUCAUGUUCGUGCGCAACCCGGUGGAGCGGCUGCUGUCGGCCUUCCGGAACAAGUUCGGCGAGGAGGCCCUGAGCCAGUACAAGCAGCGGUACGCGCCCAGGAUCAUCCACCGGUACCGGGGCAGCUGGGACGGGAAAGACACCAACAUCACCCUGGAGGAGUUCAUCCGGUACCUGCUGGACACGCGGACUACCAAAAUGGACCAGCACUGGAAGCCCAUGCACCUACUGUGCCAGCCCUGCGCCGUGCAAUACGAUUUCGUCGGCUCCUUCGAGCAGCUUAGCGAGGACGCCAAUUACGUCCUGGGCAAGAUCAAGGGUGACACCGGGGCUUACUUUCCCCCGCGCCAGGGGUGGUACAACCCCACCACCCAGGAAAAAGUGGAGGCGCUCAUCGGCGCGGUGAACCCCAUCUACAUCCAGCAGUACGUGGACAAGUACAUCCUGGAUUUUAUAACCUUCGGUUACGCGCCACCGAAACAGUACUACCUGAAAUACCAUCGAAACGACGAGGGGAAAGAGACGACUAGCGAGGAUGAUAUCGAUCCCAGGGUCAGCGAAGACUUGUAGCUGGGGAGUUCCUCUAUCUGUCCGUCCGUCCUGUUUUUGCGUGUAUCAUACUUUCUCUGUCUGUGACAGCCAUCGAGUUGGUACACACGCCGUGGAGAGGUUUGGUAAGCCCCCCCCCGAAAACUCAUCUGGAUUUUCAAAGUGAAGGGCAUUUGCUGCUGCCCUGGAUAACCGCGGCGUCAGCCGGAAGCCCAGAAAAACUGUCGAACCCUCACUUUGCUGUUGUUUCACUGGAAACAGUCUCCCAAAAAGAUAUUGCUGGCUGUGUCCAGGACUUGUAUCUGAUUGGAAGAGCAUAUUUCCUCUCCAUUGAACCUUCUUUGACGGUGUCAACCACCAAAAAAAAGAAAGAAAGCUCAAUUUCUCCGCCAAAGAUUAUCUUCAGACUACUUUAUUGUUUACAGACUUUUCAUUAUUUUUGGUACCUGUCCGAGUACAUGCAUUGAGCUUGUGUUAUUUGUGAAGCCAGGGGAUUAAUUAACGGCCAGAUGUUCAUGUACCUCACUGCAGGUGGUCAACUCUUGGAGUGUGGUUUAAAGAUGUGCUGAAGAUAUCAAACUGGUCUUCGCACCAUAUUCUGCACAAAGUCACAAAGCAACACAAGCCCUGUUGUUGUGUAUACAUGUACGUGUAGUUUACAGUACAACAUGUACAUGUACGUACAUGUAUUUAUUUAGUGAGACAAUGAAAUGCAUGAGAAAUGCACUUGGGAAAACGACGUGCUUUUUUGAACUGCUCCAGGGAAGUAGUCAGAGUCCGUGAGAACAAAUCCUCAGGAAAUCGCGAGGGUGUGGGGUAUUUUCACGAGGGCUAGUGCUUUGUAAGUUUCCCCCAGGGGAGGCUUUGUAGUUAAGUUGUUUCGGCUUUUAGCAUGGCUGGCCUUGAAAAUGUCCUUGGAUGCAAAGAUUCACGGAAGCGGAUUUGUUUGAAGGGACGACCAAAGAGUCUUGCACGGCGUGCUGAAUUUACCCUUUGAGCGAAAUGAACGUGCGCUUCAAGAAUGAUUCAAAAAGGGGACAGUUGUUUUAUCCACGACCGCAUUGGCAGGAUUUGUGAAGACAUUUCGUCCAGGAUCGCAUAGUCAACUCGCUUACGUUUUUCAAAGACGUGGUAUUCUCAGCGCAGAAGUUUUUUUUGUUGUUGUUUUGUUUUUUGUUUUUUAGUUUUAACUUUUCUGAUGAAUUAACAAUGGUUAAAAUGUUACCUAAAAAUUCUUUUCUAACGAAAUGAAACGUAAAUUUAUAGAAACGGGCUAAAUGGAAUAUGUAUUCCACAUGACAGAAGGUAGUAAUGUUAACCCUUCUAAUACCUAAAAGGUGUGAAUAACGAAGAUUUAUAAAGAUUUUCUUUAUGUGGGUUUAAGUAUAAUUUGGAUGUUAACCCCCUGUUUGUGCUUUAAUUAACAUAUUUUAAUACAGCUGACGCGAAUGUCGAUGCGAAGUAUCUGAUGGAGCAGCGAAUUUUCACUCUGGUAAUUCACGGAAAGUUGAAUUCACAUCAAGUUCAAUUCGAGGGACAUUGGCCCUUUCUUAUUGAGUUUUUUUUCACAUAAAAUGUGUGUCCGUUAACGGGGACUUACAGACUGCAUCUACGAAAUGUCUUAGUAUUAUUCACCCAAAUAAUUAGUAAUUUGGCGCUUGAUUAAAUAAUAUGGUCUCGUUCUGCGUCUAAAA
Molecule: messenger RNA, 5790 nt
Organism: Acanthaster planci (crown-of-thorns starfish)
Lineage: Eukaryota; Metazoa; Echinodermata; Asteroidea; Valvatida; Acanthasteridae
Product: carbohydrate sulfotransferase 14-like
Biological process (GO): carbohydrate biosynthetic process
Cellular component (GO): membrane
Molecular function (GO): sulfotransferase activity
Source: RefSeq, a predicted model, not a curated record